UUAAUUGCUUCCAAUGAGGUCAGCAAAGGUAUUUAUCGAAAAGCCCUGAAUAAAAGGCUCCACACACACACACACAAGCACACACGCGCUCACACACACCGAGAAAAUCCUCUUGCCUGUUGAUUUAUGGAAACAAUUAUGAUUCUGCUGGAGGAUUUCUCAGCUGAGAAAUAGUUUGUAGCUACAGUAGAGAGGCUCAAGUUGCACAAGGCAGACAACAGACAUGGAAUUCUUGUGUAUCCAGCUGUUAUAAACAGAACAAAAGUCAAGUAGCAAACAGCGCCACAGCAACUGGCUUAUUACAACCUGUUUUAUAAGGAUUUAUCUACACAGAGUUAUUUAAGGAGGAUUCUGUAUUGAUAUCAGAAACUAAAAGGAUAAGGGUAACAAUUUGGAAAGAGCAACUACUCUUUCUUAAAUAAAUCUGUAAUUCACAGAUAGGAAGAGGUCAAUGACCUAGGAAUAACAAUCAACUCAAGAUUUUACUUUUCAUUAUGUUAUUCAUGAACACCCGGAGCACUACACUAUAAUGCACAAAUGGAUACUGACAUGGAUCCUGCCAACCUUGCUCUACACAUCAUGCUUUCACAUUAUGUGUCUAGUGGGCACUCUCUUAGCUUGCAAUGACAUGACUCCAGAGCAAAUGGCUACAAAUGUGAACUGCUCCAGUCCUGAACGACAUACCAGAAGUUAUGAUUACAUGGAAGGAGGGGAUAUAAGAGUGAGAAGACUUUUCUGUCGAACACAGUGGUAUCUGAGGAUUGAUAAACGAGGAAAAGUAAAAGGGACCCAAGAGAUGAAGAACAAUUACAAUAUCAUGGAAAUCAGGACCGUGGCAGUUGGAAUUGUGGCAAUCAAAGGGGUGGAAAGUGAAUACUAUCUUGCAAUGAACAAGGAAGGCAAGCUGUAUGCAAAGAAAGAAUGCAAUGACGACUGCAACUUCAAAGAAUUAAUUCUUGAAAACCACUACAACACCUAUGCAUCAGCUAAAUGGACACACAGUGGAGGAGAAAUGUUUGUUGCCUUGAAUCAAAAGGGGGUUCCUGUAAGAGGGAAAAAAACAAAGAAAGAACAAAAAACAGCCCACUUUCUUCCUAUGGCAAUAACCUAAUCAUGUAUGGUAUAUAAGAAACCAGUUCCAGCAGGGAGAUUUCUUUAAGUGGACUGUUUUCUUUCUUUCCUUUUUUUUUUUUUUUUUGAAGUAACCAAGAAAGGCUGGAAAACUACUGAAAAACUGAUCAAGCUGGACUUGCGCAUUUAUGUUUAUUUUAAGAGACUGCAUUAAAGAAAGUUGAAAAAUAUACACAAAAAUCAGAUUUAGUAAUAAAAGUUGUAAAAAAUUGUAAAACUGGUUGUACAAUCAUGAUGUUAGUAAUAGUAAUGUUCUUCUUAAAUUAAUUUACCCUUAAGAAUAUGGUAGAUUUGAUUAUCUGAUAAUGAUUAUUUAAAUAUUCCUCUCUGCUUAUAAAAUGGCUGCUAUAAUAAUAAUAAUGCAGAUGAUGUUAUAUAAGAUAUGUCAGACCUAAAGGCUGCUGGAAUGAUUUGUCAGAUAAUCAAGCCAACACUAAGGAAGAUGAGCAGUAAUUUGAAAUUCUUUCCAAUGAAAAAUUAUAAUCCACUUAAGUUCUAAUCAGAAAAAAUCUAUUAUGGAAAUGGAUAAGGUAGAUAAUUUUUCAAAAUUAUUGGCUUAGAACAUGCUUGCACCUAUUAACAAGAACAAAAUUCUUAAUGCUGCUCAAAUUGAAAGGCUAUUGCUAAAAGGAUGUUUUUUAAAAAUCUUGUAUAUAAAAUAGCAAUAAUGAUGAUAAUACUGUACUUCAUCUCACUUGCCACAAAAUAACAUUUUAUAAUCCCUAAAAGCAAAAUUCAGAAAUCUUUAAGUUUUUUUCAAGUAAUAUAAUCUAUCCUUUGUAUAAUUCAUAUUUGGGAAUAUGACUUUAAAUAAUGUUCUCCCCACAAAUAAUCAUGCUUUUUUUCUGUGGUUACAGCAUUAAACUCUAUUUUAAGUUGUAUUUGAAUUUAUUGUUUUGUUAUUUAAGUUUAUGUUAUUUAUAAAAAACAACCUUAAUAAGCUGUAUCUGUUUCAUAUGCUUUUAAUUUUAAAGGAAUAACAAAACUGUCUGGCUGAACUGCAAAUUUCCCCUCCUCCUUGUGACCAACAACAGGACUAGUACACAACACUGGGGCCAGCAAAUUCUGGAUGGCAGACAAAAAUGACAGCCUGCAGCAAUGCUUACAAUAGAAGUCUCACAGGGAACAAUACAAAUAUGUGAAAAAUGUUUUGCCACAACACUCUUGCCAAUUAAAUUGGAUCAUAUAAGUAAAAUCUUUACAGAAAAAAGAAGUUACAAGGUUUUAAAAUUAGAAUAUAUCUGAGUGCAUGAGUAGACAUGUAUCAUUUUUAAAAAACUGUGUAUAUAUAAAGUUAAUGAUUUUCUGAUCUCUAGAAAUAUACGCCAUCCAAAAGAUGAAAGGUAUUUUCAUGGUAGAUGGCAAAAGCACAAUGCUCCAAAUAGAGAAUCUAGUUAGGGAUAUGGGUUUUAGGUCAGGUCACAAAUAUCAGGUUUAUCAGAAAGACGAACAACUACUUCAAAAUUCUUCUUCCCUUGUCAUAUGUUGGUAGUACUUUAUAUGUUGUGCUUUUGAUGUUAAAAUAUUUGUCAUUCAAGUCCCUUUACAUUAUAUAAAAUAUUAUUUGGUAACACAUCUAUAAGUGAGAGUUACAUGAAAAAGCUCUGUCAAAAGAAAUAGCAGAUAUUUGAUUUUCUUGUGUUUUAUGUACAUGAUCAGGCUGCAGGAAGCUAGGAAGAAUUACCACUCUUCAGUUACUCUCUGGGGAGAUACUAUGAAUGGUAUUCUGAACUAUUAUCUAACACAAAGGGCUUAUUAGUCUGGGUCCCUAGAUCAGGCUUCUGUGACUGAAAUCUUAUGAGUGAGCAUAUUGAGGGAAGAGGAGAACUAACAUUUUUCAUAUUUGUUUCCUUAGUGCCUAGCAGAGUGUUUAUCCUUAAUUGAUUUUCUGUAUGAAUUAAGUCAAUGUUUGAGUAUUAAAGAAAAGUUGUAAUGAAUACUUCAUUAAAAAUUGGAGUGAAAUAUCACUAUGCAGAAAUUUAAACAAAUAGUGUGUGUACACAUAUAGGACAUAGUUAGACAAGAACUAUAGUAGUAAAUCCAUUUCUAGUAGUAUAGGUAAUAUAAAAUAAUCUUUCUAAAACCUGUUACUUUUAAUUCUUGUUUUUGCUCUAAUUUUCACAUUUAUCAUACAAAAUUUAGAAAAAUAAAAUCUGUUGUAGUUACAUAUACUUAGAGUUCUAGAAUCCUAAAAAUUUCAUGGGAACUUCAUCCUUCUUGGUCAUUUGUAGAUCAGGAAAAUUAGGUUUUUGAUAUACUCAACAUCCUGCAGCUGGAUAGAUGCAGAACUGUCACAAGAGUCUAGGUUACUUAGCAUAUGCUUCUUACUCAUAGAUUAUUGUGAUUAUUAGCUCAUGGUCUCCUGUUUUUGUUUGGUUUUUAUUUCUAUUGAGAUAUGAUCUUAACAUUUGCAAACAAAUAUGGUAAUUUACUUUAUAUACAAUGAUUCAUCUAUACUGUGAUUAUUUCACUCAAAAGGAGAAAAGAAAUAAUGCAAUUCUCAAUUCCGACUCCUAAAACUUUUAUGUGCACCUUUUUAUUUAUAAAUGGAAAGCAUUGUGCAAAAUAUUCUUAUAAGCAGAGUAAUCCUCUCUACAAUGCUCUUUAACAGAGAAAAAUAGAUAAAUGCAUGGGUUUCCAAUAACUAGGAAAGAAAAAAAUGAAAAGAAUAUGAAAUGUUAAUAAAAUAAAUAACAAAAAGUUACUCUCAAUGCAAUAAGCGAACUAAAACAUUUUGCCUUAGGUAAAUCCUAAUAAAAUUGGCAGCCUUUUAGUUGAUUAUAAAUUUGGCAAUAUAAUGACCAUAGAGAUGGGAUGCUGAUUUUUUAGCAUACCAAAGAAUAUAAAGAUUGUCAAUGAAGUCUCGCUGUGAUAAAAGCAAUUCUCUAAGUACAAACAUCCUGAAGUGGUGCUCCUCAAGAUUUUCUAUUAAAAUACCUAUAAACAGAAGAGUUAUAAAAUGAUAGUCUAGGGAAAAAUGCAGACAGUUCACCAAAGACAGAAAACUUCCUGAAAAUCUUUUCUCUUAAAAUACCCAUGAUUUUUGUAUUUUCCUUCAAAAUAUGUUUGUUUAUUUUAAUACGAAAAUGUCUCCUACUAACAUCAAUGAGCAAAAUUAAAGAUUCAGGACAUAUAAGGUUUAUCAUGAGGCUUUAUUUACACCUCUACUCCCUGCCAAAUACUUGGGGAUAAAUAAGAUACAAGAGAUCUUCUACCUCCUAUAGUCCAGCUUUACACUUAAGUAACACAAUACUCAAGAAAUCCAAAAAUUAAUCCAAGUUUACCAAGUCCAGGAGUAAUUAAAAACAUUUAACAUUCAGUUGUAUGGUUCCUGACAAUUAGAAUAACACUGAUCAUCAGAAUGGAUGCAGGCCACUAUGAUUGAUAGAUACCACGUCAACCCUGUGAUCAUCUAAAAAAAUAUCUACUAAUUGAUCUCUCUUGUUUGAGUCUUUGACAUGUAUCUUCAUAUCAAAUAGUUAAUUAAAACUUCAUUUUUGUUUCAA
Molecule: messenger RNA, 4637 nt
Organism: Sciurus carolinensis (gray squirrel)
Lineage: Eukaryota; Metazoa; Chordata; Mammalia; Rodentia; Sciuridae
Gene: Fgf7
Product: fibroblast growth factor 7
Biological process (GO): fibroblast growth factor receptor signaling pathway; lung development; cell differentiation
Cellular component (GO): cytoplasm
Molecular function (GO): type 2 fibroblast growth factor receptor binding; growth factor activity
Source: RefSeq, a predicted model, not a curated record